This is a messenger RNA of Sphaeramia orbicularis (orbiculate cardinalfish), 1957 nucleotides long. RefSeq names its product Golgi reassembly-stacking protein 1-like. Gene Ontology annotation, cellular component: Golgi apparatus. Gene Ontology annotation, biological process: Golgi organization. Lineage: Eukaryota; Metazoa; Chordata; Actinopteri; Kurtiformes; Apogonidae. Gene Ontology annotation, molecular function: protein binding. The record is from RefSeq and is a predicted model, not a curated record. The coding region runs from base 96 to 1292 and encodes 398 amino acids. The transcript has 9 exons.
CAGCUCCGGGCGCUAGCUAGCUUGAAUCAGCUGUUUAGCUUCCAGGAAUGGCUGGAGCUCAGUGACACUGUCCGUGUUAGCAGCUGGUUCCGGCCAUGGGGCUGCCGCAGAGCGCGUUUCUACUGGACGGAGGGAACAACAGCGGCUACCACGUCCAUGGGGUGCAACAGGACUCACCUGCUCUAAAGGCGGGUCUGGAGCCUUUCUUUGACUUCAUUCUCUCGAUAGGAAAUACCAGACUUAAUAAAGAAAGUGACUUGCUGAGAGACCUUCUAAAAGCUAAUAUGGAGAAAGCGGUCAAACUUGAAGUGUACAACUCUAAAACCCAGCGGAUGAGGGAACUGGAGGUGACGCCCAGUAACAUGUGGGGGGGUCAGGGUCUAUUGGGCGCCAGCGUUCGCUUCUGCAGCUUCGAAGGAGCCAGUGAGAAUGUGUGGCAUGUGUUGGAUGUGGAGCCUAAUUCCCCUGCAGCCUUAGCCGGCCUUAUUGCACAUGAUGAUUACAUUGUGGGAGCUGACCAGGUGUUACAAGAUUCGGAGGAUUUCUUUUCUUUGAUUGAAGCAAAUGAAGGGAAACCACUGAAGCUGCUGGUGUACAACACACAGACCGACCAAUGCAGAGAAGUAGUGGUGACUCCAAACGGAGCCUGGGGCGGAGAAGGAUGCUUAGGCUGUGGUAUCGGCUAUGGCUAUUUGCACAGGAUCCCAACUCGUCAGGUUCAGCCUAAUGCCCAGAGUACAAGUAUUAUGCAAUCCACAGGGGCUAGUAGCAGUGAAGAGGUUGUUUCAAGUGCUCACCCUGAGGUGCCUUCUGAUGUCACUGAAACAAGUCUGGAUCAGAUUAAAGAAGCAGUGCAGGACCUGAGUGUCACUUCACCAUCACAUCAGGCUGUGGAUUCAGUGGCAGAUAUUUCAAACAUACUAGAAACAAGGACUUCAGACUUGUCAGAUGCAGUUUCCACCAGUGACAUCGGCCAAAGCUCUAUGUUUGUUAAUUAUGGAGAUGACACCGGAGAUCAGCUAAGCUUGGAUAAUUCAUUAUUUGAACAAAGGGCUUCAACCCCAGAGAAAGAAGAACAGCCAGACAUCCAGGAACCUGAGCUGGGUCCUGGUGUAGAUCUGAGCAUCAGCGCUGCUUCAGAAGUUACAGAGGAUGCUGCUGACCCCGAAGUCACCACAGAGAUCCUGGGCAGCAGAAGUAUCACUGAGGUGAAAGAUGCACAAUCUGAGCCGUCGAGCUCAGAUCCAGUUAUGAAGGAAGAGAAGCUGGACACUGAGGUGUCACACAGUUAGGAAGAGUCUGUACAGAUAAGUAAGAACCCAUUUAAAUGAAAUGUACUCCUCAAAUAGAGAGUUGAUUUAAAUCCCACUAUGCUCUAGGACUCCUUAUGAUUGUAAGUUGCAACACUGGAACUACUUUUUUAUUAAUUUGCAAGACUUUUAUUUUCAUCCAGGUGCCAUUGUUGCAUGCUGACUUGCACAUUCCUGCGAGCCGUUCUGUUAACUGGAGGUACUUAGAUGGUUAAUGCAAUAUGAAUGUACUUUUUAAUGUAGGCACCCUGUAUGUUUUAGAGUCUGGAGCCCAAGUUAAGUUUCCGUUAUGUCAUUGUACUAAUUUGCACUAAAAAGCCAAAGGAGAAUAUUGUAUGUUUUGUUGCUACUGUCGUACUCCACCUUCUAAGAAGUCAAAAACACUGUUUGGAAAGAAUGUUUGAGCAGUUUGUUCAGUGGGUUUUUUUAUGUUUGGUAUAUUUUUAUGCCUUUAUUUUUAAGAGAUUUCUUAAUCUCAGGCCUUUACCUUCAUCUAAAGCAACAUUUAAGCCUCUUUGCCUUAUGUCUCAUUUUAACCCAUAAAGACCCAGAGCACUUCCCAAAUGAAUUUUUCUCCAUAUGUAAACAUUCUUAAGUGAUUUAUCACCAUUUAUUAUGAUAUUAUCCUCUGUAGUUUGUGGUUUUUC